Messenger RNA from Ipomoea triloba (trilobed morning glory), 625 nucleotides. Its product is annotated as kinesin-like protein KIN-14U. The record is from RefSeq and is a predicted model, not a curated record. The coding region runs from base 155 to 433 and encodes 92 amino acids. NCBI's taxonomy places the organism in Eukaryota, Viridiplantae, Streptophyta, Magnoliopsida, Solanales, Convolvulaceae. The transcript has 4 exons.
CUUUCAUUAUUGGCUUUCUCUUUCCUUUCCGUCUAUCUCCCUCCUACAGUCUCUCUCUCUCCAUGGACGGCUCCUUGUUCCGACGGUCAAAGAGGCGAAGGGCGUCAUCUACUCAUCUUCAUAUGGUGUGCAAGAAGUGGUGAAAUCACCUCUGAUGGAGUCAAAUCUGGGCUCCACUAAUGGUAUGCCUGAAGCUUCUGAGGAGUCUCCUGCAACUUCCAUUGAUGUGAAUGUAGUUCUAGAGGAUGAUAAGCAUAAGCUUGAGCAGAGAAUCUUGACUUUAGAAGGGGAAAUUGUGAAUUUGAGACUAAAACAAAGAUCUUUGGAUGAAAAAAGAAGAGAAGCAUUGAAUAAGAUAAUAGACAUCAAAGGAAAUGAAGAUGGCAGGAUUCAAAAUGUGGUUCAAGAUAGUCCAAAGGAAAGCUGUCGGUGAGAUUGGACUUGGGGACAUCUUGAACUUGCAUGUUGAGGAUAUUCCAAAGCGCAUGGGGAGGUGUUUGCAUGCCGUAGAUAAUUUCAUGUUGAGCCUAUACUUUUCAGAUUAGAUUUGGUCAUAUUAUCUAAUCGUUUUUUAGUUUGAAUGUUGAGUUUUUUUUUUACAUAGAUGUAAUAAAUACAUAUUUAC